CGGAGAAGCCGCGCCAUCACCCAGUGAAUCACUCAUUUACCGAAGCGAAGUGGAGUGAGUCUCAAAAAGAAAACUGCUAUUUUCUUCGGUUUAGGCAGCGGAAGGUGUUUUGGGGUCUUCUUUCAUCAUUCCUCAAGGUGGUGAUUUAAUGGAGAAAUGAUCAGUCUCUGAUCUAUUCAUUAAUCUAGCUUGGGUUUAGUUACAGAACAAGAACAUGGGUGUGGCAAAGGAUAGGCUCAGUGACUUACAUGACCCACUUCUUCACCAUAUCUUCUCAUUCCUUCCCUUCAAAUGUGUUGUUGCUACCUGCAUUUUGUCUAAAAGAUGGAAGGACUUGUGGAUAUCUUCUCCUGUUCUCAAUAUCCAAGAAUGGCGGAGGCACUCCCGAUAUGGGUUUAUUGAUGAAUAUUGGUCUGAGACAACCGGGUUGGUAAAUUUUAUGGAUAGACUGCUGGAUCAAUCUCACCCUCUAUUUCGUAAUGAUUUGCCGAAUAUGAAGAAAUUUUGUCUUGAUUAUGAUAGUACCUAUGCUAAUGGUAAGAUUUCUGGAUGGAUCCAUACUCUAAUGAUGCGUAAAGUUGAGGAGAUCAGUCUUUGUAUACCCAUAGAGUUUGUGGUGCCGAUGGGUUUGUUCACUUGUGAAACUCUCACUGUGUUAAAGAUAGAAAUGUCUGGGGAUCUUUCAGCGAAAAUCAAAAAGAUUGGGACUCUUCGUGCUGCUGAAACAAUUUCAUUUCCAAGGCUCAAGAUUCUUCACCUGAAGCAUAUGAUAUUUGUGGAUGAGAGCUUGAAUGCACAAUUAUUUUCUAAUUCCCCUGUCCUCGAAGAAUUGAUGUUAAGUAACUGUUACAUGGCGAUAACAAAGGUUUUACAUAUUUCAGUUGCUUCAUGGAAGCGGUUAUGCAUUACAAACUCCAAGAUGUAUAGUUGCAAGCUCAAGAUUUAUGCACCAAAUCUACAGUCUCUAACAUACAAUGGCAUGACAGAGGGUUAUGCUAAUAAAGAGCAUGUGUUUUCAUCAAUAGUUGAUGCACACAUUGACAUUACUUAUGAAAGUCGUACAAAUAAAAAUUCCAAAAGACGAUGUGGCCUAAAAGAUCUCGUUGAAGGCAUUUCAAAUGUAAAGAUCCUACACAUUUCUGGCUCCAGCCUCCAGAGUUUCUUCUGGGGAGAGACGAAUCAGAUGAUGCUUAUUUUCCAUAAUUUGAGACGAUUGGACGUGAGUUCAAAGCUUUCACAUUGUAUGUUUUAUGCGUUACUUAAUCUCCUCCUUAAGGUGCCUAAUUUGGAAUCAGUUACCAUUGCUCAGGGUUUUUCUCCAUCCGAAAACUAUCGUGGUUUAGAUACAUGUGGGAGACCUAGGAGGCAGGAGUGUCUGUUACAACAUCUGAAAGCAGUCGAAGUACGGGAGAUAAAUGGGAAACAAGAAGACCUUGAUAUGAUAAAAUACUUUUUAAGGAAUUCACCUGCUCUGCAGAUAAUGACAAUUGCAUCCCUUCAAGCUUACCACAAUACAUGCAGGACAGCGUGAUGAAGAAGAUACUGAUGCUUCCAAAAUGCUCGACGUUUACAGCAUGUUUGGAUGACGCGAUGGGAAUCAUCAGUCUCAGAUCAAUCCGGCUGCUGGGGGAUUAGUUACAGAACAAGAACAUGGGUGUGGCAAAGGAUAGGCUCAGUGACUUACAUGACCCACUUCUUCACCAUAUCUUCUCAUUCCUUCCCUUCAAAUGUGUUGUUGCUACCUGCAUUUUGUCUAAAAGAUGGAAGGACUUGUGGAUAUCUUCUCCUGUUCUCAAUAUCCAAGAAUGGCGGAGGCACUCCCGAUAUCGGUUUAUAGAAAUUAGAGACGAGAACACACGUCAGGAUGAUGAAUAUUGGUCUGAGACAACCGGGUUGGUAAAUUUUAUGGAUAGACUGCUGGAUCAAUCUCACCCUCUAUUUCGUAAUGAUUUGCCGAAUAUGAAGAAAUUUUGUCUUGAUUUCAGUAGUACCUUGGAUAAAAAGCUAGGGAGAAAGGAAUUUCGUCACUAAUGGAAAUUGUGGGAUGAACAAGAGAAGCCAAGUACAUUGCAACUUUUGAAGGACUUCCAAGAAAGAGAGAGAAGCUUCAAGUUCUAAACCAAACUAAGACUGUAGUCCAUUAUAUUGGCUAUCUAGCCACCACUUAAUCUUCCGUAUGUGAAUGGACAUUCACCCCUUAUAGAGCGUCGAAGUAAUCCUUCACGAGCUGCUUUAACAUUCCCGUUUACCUCAAUUCUGUCACUUCAAGGUGCUACGUAGAAAAGAGGAUCGCUCUCCUGCGAAAAGCUUACAGAUCCAAUCAAUAAAGCACCUGCCUGCUUGAACUAAGUCGGAUUAAAAUGUACCAAGGAUUGUGGAACCAGACUCUAAUUGUGAAGGAGGACUCAGACAGCUACAGGAAGUUGAAUGGAACUAAUCAAUGUACUGAAAGAAAUGAAAUGACAGACCAGGAACGAAUUCGCCUGUUUCACGACUCUUUGCAAACUCGUAUCUUCACCAUGCUGAUGGAUCGUAAAAGUUAUGUUGUCCGGGAUUACCUACCAUUGAAUGGAUUCCGGUCCGGAUAUACGGUGAGCUAUGAAAUCGGUACACCACGCACUGUUACCUAUUCUUUUGUGGAUACUGGAAGUUAUUUAAUCUGGCUGCAGUGUAAGCCAUGCAAACGAUGCUAUAAACAAGGGACACCCAUAUUUGAUCCGAAGAGUUCCUUCACUAAUUCCAAGUUGCCAUGUCUUCACCAAGAGUGUUAUGACAAAUUCCUUAAUGUGAUACCACCGACAACACAUGUCCAUAUACAACCAAGAACGCGGAUGGCGGUUAUUCUACAGGCUAUCUAUCAACGGAAACUAUAACAACCUACCGGGAAAAUGGAAGCUUAGCUCAGUAUCCUGAAACUGUCUUUGGUUGUGGAAAUGAUAAUGUUUUCACAGUCAAUGGGAAUGGGAUGGACCCCCCAGGCAUUAUUGGCUUGAAUACACACGUAUUGUCCUUCGUUUCACAGUUAGGAGUACAAUAUUUUUCCUACUGCUUGCCUCAGAGGAAGGGUUAACUUGGUCCAAGGCGAAACAAUGCGAUAUUCCACAGAAGCUAUAGCAAUUCUUUACGCUUUGGUAAAGCAGCUUUAAUCCAGGGCGAGAAGACUCCUAUGAUAAAUGUCCAAGGUUUUUAUAAAACUCAGUAUGUCAUUAGUUUGAAUGGUGUCAGCUUUGGUUCUGUAAGGGUUUCCGCUCGAAGACUGUUCAUGCUGUUAGACACAGGCAGUUCAGUAAGUUCCUUGCCGGAAUAUAUUUACGACAAGUUGAUUGAUGUGAUGAGGAAAAAGAUCGAAGAGUUAUUUAUCGUUGAAAUUGUGAAAGAAAAGCUGUGUGUGAAAGCAAGCAAAUGGAGUGAGCUCAAGGAACUCAUGCCUACAUUAAUAUUUCAUAUUUCUGGGUUUGAUUACAAGCUAUCUUGCAGAGAAUACAUGGUAUUACCAUCAUGGUGUUAAUUUGGACGGGGUGUAUUGCUUGACUAUAGGCAAACAUGCGGCUAACUUUGUGAUUCUCGGUGCCUACCAAAUGCAAAGUGUUAACAUUGGGUUUCAUCUGGGCGACAGGAAAAUUUAUUUUGAUACCACCCUCAGGGGCGGAAGCACAGGUUGACUAAACCUGGCUGUAGCCCCCCCUUUUUCUUACAAAAAGUCACCAAGUUAGUGAUUUAGCCUUUGUCCAUUUUUUUUUUUAUGAGUUUAGUCCACCUAGUUCGUUAGUUUCCACCAAGCUUAGCAAUUUAGUGCACCUGUUUCAUAUACGUUGUUUCCUGUUAGCAAAGUAGGAAGGAAAAGAAAAAAAAGGGAGGCAGAGUUGGUCUUUGUUGUGCAGUAAUAGGGUUGCUCAGUAAAUGUUUGUUGAAAUGCUUCAAAAAUAGUGAAGUGAAGUAUUUUCGUAGUUAAUCUGUAAACUAAGGUUAACAUCUAGGUGCACGACAAUACUACGUGGAGUAUGUUUUCCUUCUCCUCCAUAUAUCGUUUCCGAGAAAGAAAAAAAUAGUCUGGCAGUAGUACAUCCUUGGCCCAAGAAUGUUGGCAGAUUGCUAAGAAACCUGUCGACGCAAACAAUAGAAGAAACACUGCCAAAGAGAAACGAAUAUGGAAGAGUAGUGGAUCCAAAACAACCAUAAGUUUUCGGCAAACAAAGACAGAGCUGCGGUCAGAGUGCAGUUAGCAGGAUGACAUGAAGGAGAAAUAGUUGGCUUAUGGGACUAUCUUCUGCAAACUAUCAAUCAGGUUAGCCUAUGCGCUAUAACAAGUCUGCAUAUUCCGUAUCUCUUUCUCUCUAAAUUUCAAGCCCCAGAUUGCCGGCUCAGACCUUCACUCGGCAGGAACGGGAACUUGAACAGGAGCAGGAAGGGGAAUCAGUUGCCAAGGGUCUCCUGUUGGAACAAUUUAUCUUCUUUUAUCUUUGGUCAUAUCCGACUUUCAGCUGGGACAAAGCAACUCAAGAGAGAAAUAUGAAGCUUCGAAAAGCGCUCCUUACAAGGCUGCAAGCUCAUGUUCCUAAAAAUAUAGGCAAGAUUGUUCGUUGGAGGCGGAGACUAUAUAGCACAUUUUUGUACAUUGCUGUUUUGCACUAAAAAUGUGUUAACAGUUCGUUUUGUUUUGGAUUUCACUUGUAAUGGAUCACAGAGAAUUAGGAAACAUAUUUUCCAAGUGAUAUAAAAUAUAAC
Molecule: messenger RNA, 4725 nt
Organism: Papaver somniferum (opium poppy)
Lineage: Eukaryota; Viridiplantae; Streptophyta; Magnoliopsida; Ranunculales; Papaveraceae
Product: F-box/FBD/LRR-repeat protein At2g26030-like
Exons: 8
Coding region: 215-1531 (438 amino acids)
Molecular function (GO): protein binding
Source: RefSeq, a predicted model, not a curated record